This is a messenger RNA of Theobroma umbraticum, 1221 nucleotides long. It is a transcript of the gene LAP3, whose product is annotated as Calcium-dependent phosphotriesterase superfamily protein. NCBI's taxonomy places the organism in Eukaryota, Viridiplantae, Streptophyta, Magnoliopsida, Malvales, Malvaceae. The record is from RefSeq and is a predicted model, not a curated record. Gene Ontology annotation, cellular component: endomembrane system. Gene Ontology annotation, molecular function: hydrolase activity.
AUGGAGAAGAAAGGCCAAAACAAAGAUGGGACUUUUUUGCAGCACCCAUUUUUCCUUAUCAUUGUUCUGGCUUUUGGUUUUGUUAUGAUGGAUCCUUUCCAACUAGGUCCCGUCGGAGGCCUUCAAUUCAGGCCAGUGAAGCAUGACAUCGCACCAUACAAGGAAGUCAUGGGUAAUUGGCCUCGAGACAACAAAAGCCGGUUAGGAGAUGGGAAACUGGAGUUUGUGGAUGAAGUUUAUGGCCCUGAGUCAUUAGAGUUUGACAGCUUAGGGCGUGGCCCUUAUGCUGGAUUAGCUGAUGGGCGCAUUGUUAGAUGGAUGGGUGAGGAUAUUGGAUGGGAGACAUUUGCCAUUGUAACAUCAAACUGGUCAGAGAAGCUAUGUGCAAGAGGUGCUGACUCAACUACAGCUAAGCAGUGGAAACAUGAGAAAUGGUGUGGCCGUCCUCUUGGCUUAAGGUUCAACAAAGAGAGCGGAGAUUUGUACAUUGCUGAUGCCUACUACGGAUUGCUCAUGGUUGGGCCUGACGGAGGACUUGCCACACCUUUGGCAACUCAUGUGGAAGGGAAACGAAUACUCUUUGCAAAUGACCUGGACAUCCAUAGGAAUGGUUCCAUCUUUUUCACUGAUACUAGCAAAAAGUACAACAGAGUGAAUCAUUUCUUCAUUUUGUUAGAAGGAGAAGCAACUGGCAGGCUUCUCAGAUAUGAUCCUCCUACUAAGACAACUCAUAUAGUUUUGGAUGGUUUGGCUUUUCCAAAUGGAGUGCAAUUUUCUAUGGACCAAACUUUCCUCGUUUUCACUGAGACUACCAAUUGCAGGCUAAUGAAAUACUGGCUAGAAGGUCCAAAAAGUGGUACUGUGGAACUUGUGGCUCAUCUACCUGGUUUUCCAGACAAUGUAAGAAUAAAUGACAGAGGUCAAUUCUGGGUAGCAAUAGACUGUUGCCGCACUCCAGCACAAGAAGUUCUCACCCACAAUCCAUGGAUGAGGAGCCUCUACUUCAGGUUACCUUUUAGAAUGAGUGUCUUAGCCAGAAUAAUAGGGAUGAGGAUGUACACCGUUAUCUCACUCUUCAAUGAGAAGGGAGAAAUUCUGGAAGUUCUUGAGGAUCCAAGUGGUGUGGUUAUGAAGCUAGUCAGUGAAGUUAGAGAAAUACAAGGGAAGCUAUGGAUUGGAACUGUGGCUCAUAAUCACAUCGCUACCCUCCCUUACCCUUGA